Molecule: messenger RNA, 2135 nt
Organism: Micropterus salmoides (largemouth bass)
Lineage: Eukaryota; Metazoa; Chordata; Actinopteri; Centrarchiformes; Centrarchidae
Product: ribonuclease inhibitor-like
Exons: 7
Coding region: 702-2030 (442 amino acids)
Molecular function (GO): protein binding
Source: RefSeq, a predicted model, not a curated record
CCAUCAACAACCUGAAGGAGAUGAACAGUGAUGAUUUGUUAAUUGUUUAUUCAAAGGAACUGUAAGGAAUGUGAGUUUUGUGUUCAUGUUUCCUGUUUAAGUCUGUUUUUGGUUCUGUGUAUUCGGUGUAGCCUUGUUUAUUAUUAUUCGUCUGCAUUCUUAAGUUACUUAGUAUCUGUCUUGUCUCGUGUCUUAGUUCUUAGUCCUGUGCAUUAGUUCAUGUCUUAGUGUUUACUUCUGGUCUGUGUAUUCUGGGUUAUCUGUCUCUGCCUCUGUCACCCAUAUUGCUCCCUCCCAGCUCAUUAACCCAGGUGUGCAUAUAUACUUGUCUGUUCCCUCAGUCUGUGUCCGGUCAUUGUAGUGUGUAGAUGCUCUGUCCCAUGUUGCUGUGUGUUGUCCGGCUUGCCUGCGUUAUUAAUGCGUCCUGCAUUUGGGUCCCACCUGCUCAACCACCACAACACCCUAACAGGAUCGCCAUUAGUGGAUGCCAUGACAAUCAGUAAACAAUGUUGCCCAAGCAAAGAUUCACAUAUAAACAAUAAAAUUCACAUAUAAACAUAUAUCUCCUACUGUUCAGUCUCUCAUCUGUCUACCCAAUAGAUAUCUGUUCAUAUUGUUUUUGAAGGAUAAUUUAUUUUUUAUUAGGCAAAUGUUAAGGGGUAAACUAUCCGAAUUUGUUAUGGUUCUGUAAAUUACUCUCAAUGAGUUUAGCCUUAAGCAGAGUACCACAGUAUGACUCACAUAUAAUAUUCACAUAUUGUAUUCAACUUGCUAGACAAAACUCGAUUCAAUUCAUGGCAUGUGGAUGCUGCAUAAUAUACAGUGGAAUCGUCAAGAUACAUUGUUACACCUGCAUUUUUCACAGCAGAGAACAAGUCAUUAAUAAAAAUAUAUCUCUUGACAGAAGCAUCAGAAUUUCUCACUGUCUGAUAGAGAUGAACGAGCACUCAGUACAUCAGGAGGUCCAAGAGUUCCUGAAGUCAGAGAACAGAUCAGAUAAUAAACUCCCUGAGGUCCACUGCUCAUCUCUGGUCUACAUGCGGCAGAUGUCAGAAGAGGUGCUGGAUGUAUUUAACCUGAGGAAAUACAACACAUCAGAGGAGGGACGACAGAAACUGAUUCCAACUGUGAGGAACUGCAGAAAGGCUCUACUUUCCGAUUGUAAACUCUCUGAGACUCACUGUGAAGUCAUUGCCUCAGCUCUGAAGUCCAACCCCUCCCAUCUGAGAGAGCUGGACCUGAGUUACAACAACCUGCAGGAUUCAGGAGUGAAGCUGCUGUCUGCUGGACUGAGGAGUCCAAACUGUAGACUGGAGACUCUGAGAUUGUGGAGCUGUGGUUUGUCACAGAACAGCUGUGCUUCUCUGGCCUCAGCUCUGAAUUCCAACCCUUCCCAUCUAAGACUGCUGGAGCUGAACUACAACAAGCUGCAGGAUUCAGGAGUGAAGCUGCUGUGUGAUUUUUUGGAGAGUCCACACUGUAGACUGGAGACUCUGGGAUUGUGGCUCUGCAGUUUGUCAGAGAUCAGCUGUGCUUCUCUGGCCUCAGCUCUGAAGUCCAACCCCUCCCAUCUGAGAGAGCUGGACUUGACUGGAAACUACCUGUACGAUUCAGGAGUGAGGCUGCUGUGUGGUUUUCUGGAGAGUCCACACUGCAGACUGGAGAAUCUGAGAUUGUGGCGUUGCGGUUUAUCAGAGAUCAGCUGUGCGUUUCUGGCCUCAGCUCUGAAGUCCAAACCCUCCCAUCUGAGAGAGCUGCAGCUGACUAACAAUGACCUGUAUGAUUCGGGAGUGAAGCUGCUGUGUGGUUUUCUGGAGAGUCCACACUGUAGACUGGAGACUCUGAGAUUGAGAGGCUGCUAUUUGUCAGAGAUCAGCUGUGCUUCUCUGGCCUCAGCUCUGAAGUCCAACCCCUCCCAUCUGAGAGAGCUGGACCUGAUUGAAAACAGGCUGCAGGAUUCAGACGUGAAGCUGCUGUCUGAUCUGAAGAAGAGUCCACACUGCAGACUGGAGACUCUGAGCUGGAGGUGAUCUCUGUCAGAGUGUGAGGGAUCAGAAAGGUGGUGGUGUUGAGAGAGGAUCUGCUGUGUCCUGAUGAUCCAGAGAGGUUGAAGCAGCAGCAUCAGCUUGUGUGUG